AUGGCUUUUCACGGUUCUCCUCCGAGUCCCACUCUUCCGGCUGACAUUGAAAGUGUCGAGAUCGAGAAAGAGGAGAAACAGCCAUCAAUCCACCACUACGAGGACGUUGGAAGCGCCAAUAGCUCUGUUUAUGUGGUAGACCCUGAUGCCGAAAGAAGACUGGUACGAAGACUAGACCUGCGCAUUGUUCCGGCAUCCAUGUUUCUCUACUUCCUGUGCUGUAUCGAUAGGUUCAACAUUGGCAACGCUAAAAUCCUUAACAACGAUGCUGGCGACUCCCUCGCACAAUUCCUCCGUCUAACAGAUCAUCAAUAUCUCAUCGCGCUCAUGAUAUUCUUCAUCUCAUACGCUAUAUUCGAGACGCCCUCAAACUACAUGCUCAAGAAGUACAGGCCUAGCCGGUGGCUCGCCUUCCUCAUGUUCGGAUGGGGUGCGAUGACUAUGAUCACCGCAGCCUGCCGGAAUUAUGCAUCACUCCUCGUCCUCCGCUUUCUCUUAGGUGCAUUCGAAGCAGGGCUGUUCCCCGGGAUCGUCUACUUCCUCACCUUCUGGUACAAGCCUAACGAGCGUGCCCUCCGCAUCGCGCUCAUCGUCGCCUGUGCCACACUCGGCGGUGCAUUCGGCGGCACCAUCGCAUACGGAGUAGGUCUCAUCAACGGACUGGCGGGCCUGCAGGCCUGGCGCUGGCUAUUCAUCUUCGAAGGCGCGCCCUCCUGCCUCUGCGCGGUCGUCGUCUACUUCUCCUUCCCGGACUUCCCUGAGACGGUCUCCUGGCUCUCCUCCGCGGAGCGCGAGCUGGCCACCGAGCGCAUCAAGGGCAUCGCGUCCCUCGGGCAUGACAAGCUGACCUGGCCCCAGGCGCGGGAGACACUUAGAGACUGGCGCCUGUACGCCCACUACCUCCUCUUCGUCGCGUUUUCUGUGGGUUACGCGAGCAUGACGCAGUUCGCGCCGACGAUCGUGCAGGAACUGGGAUACGCGGGCCUCCGGGCGCAGCUCUUCACGGUGCCCCCGUACGCAAUCGGCUUCGUUGUAUGUGUCUGCGUCGCUUGGGCGGCAGACAAGUAUGAGAAGCGAGCUCUGGGCGCCGCGGGCUCGUUCCUGAUAUGCGGUAUCAUGUUCCUCGUCGAAGCGUCACUACCGUCGACCGCACUCGCAGCGCGCUAUGGCGUGUUGUGUGUCGCGCUGCCGUUCGCGUUCGCCAUCUCCGCGCCAAGCCUCAGCUGGCUCACUGGGAAUUUACGCAGCACCGGCGCGUCGACGCUCGCCGUGCCGUUGAACGUGUCCAUUGCGUCCAUCGGCCAGAUCACCGGGACGUUCAUCUACAAGGCUUCCGAGGCGCCGGCGUUCCCCACUGGCCACUACACCAACGCCGGUUUCAUGUUCUUCGGGGCCCUGCUCGCGCUGGGAUUACGGGCUUUUUACAUCCGGAAGAAUCGUGGCCUCCUCCCGGGCGAGCCGAGAUGGCGUUUAUGA
Messenger RNA from Trametes versicolor FP-101664 SS1, 1476 nucleotides. Its product is annotated as MFS general substrate transporter. The transcript is spliced from 5 exons. Gene Ontology annotation, molecular function: transmembrane transporter activity. NCBI's taxonomy places the organism in Eukaryota, Fungi, Basidiomycota, Agaricomycetes, Polyporales, Polyporaceae. Gene Ontology annotation, cellular component: membrane. The record is from RefSeq and is a predicted model, not a curated record. Bases 1 to 1476 code for a protein of 491 amino acids. Gene Ontology annotation, biological process: transmembrane transport.